Bombus pyrosoma is the source of this 4686-nucleotide messenger RNA. RefSeq names its product thyroid receptor-interacting protein 11-like. The coding region runs from base 179 to 4570 and encodes 1463 amino acids. Gene Ontology annotation, molecular function: small GTPase binding. NCBI's taxonomy places the organism in Eukaryota, Metazoa, Arthropoda, Insecta, Hymenoptera, Apidae. The record is from RefSeq and is a predicted model, not a curated record. The transcript is spliced from 13 exons. Gene Ontology annotation, cellular component: Golgi apparatus. Gene Ontology annotation, biological process: endoplasmic reticulum to Golgi vesicle-mediated transport; Golgi organization.
UAAACUUGUAUGUUUUGCGAAGGUUACUACGUGCGAGGUUCCUGUUAGUUCAUGUUUUGAUAUUUUUAUGCCGUUAAGUAAUGUAGUUUUGUCAAAAUAUGCAGUGCAUAUAAGUUUGAAAAACAGUGUUCAUAUAGUCUUUAAAAAGUACACUCAAGGAUAAGUGUCGACGUGUAAAAUGGCGUGGUUCGGUGACGGACUGCCUAGCUUGUCGAAUUUAAAGGGACAGUUAACAAGUUUUACAAAGGAAGUCUUAUCGGAGGGUAUAGUAGAGGAAAUAGACGAACGAUCGAAAGCAUUAAAGGAAGCGAACGAAAAAUGCGUUGAAUUGCAAGAAAUACUCAACUCGAAAGACGCUGAAAUUUCGCUACUACGACGGCAGAACUGUGAACUCCAGAAGGCUGUCGUUGAAUUAAACGCAAAACCAAAGGAUUCGAACGAUAGUAAUCACGAUGACGAGGGCGAGGUAUUUUUUUGGGAUCCACCGUCCACGAAAAAUCGAAAUUCAAAAAGUCGGAAUCACGUGCGACAAUUGCAAGAACAACUGGCACAAGCCACCGUGAAAAUACGAGAUUUAGAAAUCGAACUUAAACGCAUUCAAAAGGGUAACAAUUCCUCUUUGAAAGAUGAACUCACCGAUGGUCAUCAAAAAGCGGAAUUCUUAAGAGCAAAGCAAGAUAUGGUGAACCGUAUAAUACAAAUGGAAGAAAAGAGCCGGGAAACCGAGAAAAACACGAGACGCAUGCAAUCGGAUGAAAUAACGUUGAUCAACGAUUUCCGUACGGUGCUGUCCAAAUUGAACUCCCUCGAGAAGCUGGAUUUAGUUCGUGGCGCGCUAAAAGCGCUGGAAACUGAGAACGAGAAAUAUAGCGAGGCUAAUAAACAAGAAAAGUCUGACUUCGAUGAGAAGUUUAAGAGGCCCAACAGCGUCAGCCACGAGACCGCCGCGUUGAAGCCUAAUUUCGACCUGAGUUCAGAGAACCACAUGCGAGAUGAAUUUAUCAAGGCAUCAAGCAACAGAGAAUCGGAAUUGUACAAGAAAAUCGAGGAACUUCAGGAAGAAAAUAAAAGAUUGUUCGCCAGUGUGGAAGAAUUGGAUCAGCAGCAUGAACAAUCGAUAGAAAAACUAUUGUCCCUCAAGGAAGAGGUCGAAAAAAAACACCAGUGCCUUCAAAACGCUUACGAGCAGCUUUACGUAGACUACAACCAGGCUCAAGAUAAAGUCGUCCAACUGGAAGGUAAACUCGUGGAAUUCAGCACGCUGAUACGAACAGAAACUGUCGACCAUACCGUACAAACUAACAGUUUAGAGAGCGUAGAUAAGCAUAUCCAAACAAAUGAUCUAGAAACGGAAGAAAACGAAUCGACCGACGAACAGGAUGAGGGAAAUGUGGUCGGCGAAUUAACCAAAAGGGUCAAGAAUAUUUUGAAGAGUUCCUUUGUAGAAAUAGAACCGGAUGAGUCGAUUUUCGAGGCUCUGGCGAAGCAGUACAUCGAUGUGAAAUGGACGAAAGACGUGGUGGAAUCGGAAACUGAAUGGUUGCACGAGGAGGUGAAGCGUCUUCAAGUAGAAAAUUCCGCGUUGCGCAAGAAAAACUCGUUAAGAAAGAAAAAUGCGAUGCUACGAAGUACUUGUCCAAAUGAAACGCGAUUAAAGAAUCAAGGCCAAUCGCCACCUGCAUCUCGAACGAGAAAAUCAGCAAAAUUAGAAAAUAUUCCGGAAGAUAUCGAGGACACGUUUAAUACAAUGGAGAAUCUGAAUCGGAGAUUGCAUACGACGUUGGAUGAGAAUGACAAGUUACGAAAGAAGAUCGAUUUAUUGGAGAACACGGAGAAAGAAACGCAGGAACAGCUGAGAAUAUCAUUGGAAAAAUGCAAGUAUUUAGAUGAAAACAUCGAAUUCGUCGAGGAGCUGAAAUUCGAUCUUGAGAACGUGAGACGCGAAUUGAAAACGUCUGUUUCUAAUGGAAAACAAUUAGAAAACAGUUUGGCGAUUCUGCGAGGUAUGAAAGACGAAAUUCAAAAAGAAAACGAGGAACUGUCUCGGAGGAAUGAACAGUUGGAAAUAGAGAUCUCGCAGUGGCGUGAAAGUAAUUCAGAGACAGGGAAUAACGAUACGUUAAAAGAUCUUCAGGAACAAUUAGCCAACACUAAUCGUGAGAAAGAUGACUUAGACUACGACAUAUUAAACAUGAGAAAAGAAUUGGACGAAGCGUUCAACCAAAUAGAGUUGAAAGAAAGUUACAUAGCGAAGCUGAGUCAAGAGAACGAAAGUUUAACGAAAGAAAAGAUUUCCUGGUUGGAACAGUUAACUGCCAUUCAAGACGAGUCCAACGAUAAAUUAGACUUGGUAAACACGGAAAAAUCUUUAUUAGAACAAGAACAGACGGAAUUGAAGGAAAAAGUAGCGAAUAAUAACAAAGUGAUAAAUGAAAUUAGGGAACGAUUACGAGAGUCGGAAGAAAGGUACGUAGAACUAAAAAGUGAACUUUUAUCGAUGAACAAAACGACCGAGAAGCUUCAAUUGGAAAAAGAAAAUUUGCAAAACGAAAUAAAGAAACGCGAAGAAUUAAAGAGUGAAUUAGAGCUUAGCGAGUUAACUGAAAAAUUGUGUUCCAUGCAGAACGAUUAUGCUCAAAUGGAGAAUAAAAUAGAAACAUUACGUUUGAAAGAGAGGGAAUUGAUAAAAUUACAAGAGAGUUUCGCCACCGUUGCCGAAGAAAAUAAAACUUUAAAAACCGGAUACGAAGUAGCCAGGGAUAGCUGUAUCAAGUUGGAGCAUGAUAUUGCAUGUCUAGAAGCGGAGAAAAAAGAGUUAUUAAAUCGUAUAAAUGAAAAUGUCUGUGAUAAGGAAAAGCAACAAAUUACAGUUAUUUUAGAGGAAAAGAUACGAGAAAAUGAUACCUUGAAGGAUGAUAACAGUAAAUUAAUGGCGGAAAUCAUCAAUUCGCAAAAGAAAUUGCAAAAGGCAAUUGACGAAAAUACAGAAUCAGCUGAUAUGGCCAAAGAAACGAUAGAAAAUCUAUCUCAUCUUAUUAGAGAAAAAGACGAAGAGAUUAAUAACCUGAAAAGCGCACUCUAUCUUGCAAAGACUGAUACAGAAACACUCGAUUUUGCGACUAUAAAGAACGAAAGGGACGAACUUGUGAAACUUGUAACCAUCAAACACAAUGAAAAUGUGCAAUAUCAUGACGAAAUUCAAAGGUUGACGCACCUCUUGAGCGAACAAACAUCGCGAAGUCAGAACUUGCUAACAGAGAAAGACUUAAAUGUCUCUGAAUUAAGGGACAUAGCUACUCUGCAGCAUGAACUGCGGACAGUCGAACAACGUUUGAGAAAUGCCGAAGAAUCGAACAACAAGGAAACUUGCGGGAUCGUCGAACACUCAACGCAAACAACAGAAAUUGCCAUUCUUAAUGAAAAAUGUAACGCGUUGGAAGCAGCUCUAAUUCAAGAGCAAUCGAACAACAGAAUGCUACAGAAUCAACUUAGCGAAAGCCAAGGCAAAGAAGCGAACGCCGGAAAGGAGUUAGAAAGGCUACGAGCACAUUUGGUUGAAAUGGAAUCAAGCUAUACGGAAGACGCUUUACUUGCGGAGGAAACGCGAAAAGAAUUAGAAGUGAAAUUACAGCAGGCUGAAGAAAAAAUGAAGAGCAGUUCAAACGCGUAUACGUCCGCAAGUAUAAGAGCAAAUCAGCAAGUGGAAACGUUACAACAACAAAUGGCGUUGAUUGUUCAGCAAAGGGAUGAUAUACAAAAUAAGUUAGCUGUCGCUGAAGAUAAGAUCUUAUCACAGACUACGUCGUUAACUAAUUUACAGAUAGUCUUGGAACAAUUCCAACGAGAUAAGGAAAAAGAUAUCAUAGCGACAACUGAGAGAAUUCAAUCUAAACUAAUCGAAUCCCAUAAAAAACAAGAGGAGUUGGCCAAAGAUGUCACAAUUCUUAAGGAACAAUUAGCUGAAGCUAAAGAAUGCUUACAAGCAGCGUCCAGAUUAAGCGAACAACUCGAUAAAAAAACAGAACGAAUCGAACAGCUAAACCAAGAAGUGGACCGGUUAACAAAUCUUGUAAAUACUGCUGAUCACAGGAUAGAAGAGGCAAAGCAAAGUGGAGAGGGAAAAAUUGAUAAGACUCUCAUUAAAAACCUCUUAUUGGGUUACCUGUCCUCGUCGGCAGCAGAUAAGUCUUCGGUGCUUAGAGUGUUUUCCACAAUUUUGGAUUUCAAUGAAACAGAGAAGGAUAAAGCAGGGUUGAGUAAUACAAUCGGGCAAAAUAGCUGGUUUUCUCGUUUAACUGGUGGAUCUACCGUUCCUAAUAAGGAUCAAGAAGCGUCUUUGUCAGCAGCAUUUAUUAGAUUUCUAGAAAACGAAUCGAAACCUAAGCCACAGUUACCAGCAUUACCAAUUCAAACAUCGCCAUUACCACGACCUGGUCAUAGUAGGCAACAUUCUACGUCAUCAACACAAUCUACUUCGUUACUUUCCAAUGUAAAUUUACCAACAUUCCCGGAUUUUAUCCCAGCCAGAAAUACAGGAUCUAUUUUGAAAGAAGUAUUGAAGGACAGCUGAUAUUAAUAAUUCUGGUAUAUUUUAUGCUUUGUAAAUUCUAAGACUGUAGCAGAAAGCAAUGUUUAAAGAAGACAUUUGUUUACCAAGUUCCACUUAAUAAAAGUAAAGAAAAGAAA